Messenger RNA from Neohortaea acidophila, 1351 nucleotides. RefSeq names its product translation protein SH3-like domain-containing protein. The transcript is spliced from 2 exons. Bases 109 to 1227 code for a protein of 372 amino acids. The record is from RefSeq and is a predicted model, not a curated record. Gene Ontology annotation, molecular function: transferase activity; RNA binding; structural constituent of ribosome. Gene Ontology annotation, cellular component: ribosome; large ribosomal subunit. Gene Ontology annotation, biological process: cytoplasmic translation. NCBI's taxonomy places the organism in Eukaryota, Fungi, Ascomycota, Dothideomycetes, Mycosphaerellales, Teratosphaeriaceae.
GGUAUCUGUCAAUGCAGUACAUGAUGUAUCAAACGAAUCCUCGCUCUCGCUCGCUGUAGAUUGCCUCAUCUCUCGAGCUGGUAUACAGCUCUUCGCCACACCGCAGCCAUGCUGCAGCCUCGAAUACGAUCGGUCUGCACGCAAUGUCGACAUCACAUCCUUUCCUCUUCCCUGAUUCGAGGAUACGCCUCGUCCGCAGCUGCAGCAGCGACAACUACAGCAUCAGUAACCACCAACGAUGGCGCAACAGCGGCGACUAUCGCCCCACCAUCAAGCAGGCGCAAAACCGCAUUCGAGAUGAAGACCUACAAGCCUCGCACGCCGGGAGUGCGACAUUUGCGCAGACCCAUCAAUGAUCAUCUCUGGAAGGGUGGACCUCAUAGACCCCUCACAUUCCCCAAGAUCGGGCAUGGAAAGGGUGGCAGGAAUAAUACCGGAAGGAUAACGGUGAGACAUCACGGCGGUGGUGCGAGACGGAGGAUCAGAACGGUGGACUUCAAGCGCACGGAACCCGGCAAGCACACGGUGGAAAGAAUCGAAUACGAUCCCAAUCGCAGCGCUCAUCUAGCUUUGCUCGAGAGCGUCGACACCAAGAAAAAGAGCUACAUCAUUGCUGCUGAAGGCAUGAGGGCGGGCGAUGUAGUUGAGAGCUACCGUUCUGGCGUGCCAAAAGAACUCAUCGCCAGUAUGGGUGGCACGGUGGAUCCGGGCAUGCUAGCAGCAAAGACGGCAUUUCGAGGCAACUGCUUGCCCAUGCACAUGGUCCCCAUAGGAACACAGGUCUACUGCGUGGGCUCCGCUCCUCAGCGUGGCGCAGUGUUCUGUCGCAGCGCAGGGACAUACGCCACCGUCAUCGCGCGGGAUGAGUACGGGUCUCGUGUCCGAGACGUCACGGUGCGUCUGCAGAGCGGCGAGAUCCGCAAAGUGAGCAAAGACGCUUGUGCCACCGUCGGUGUCGCUAGCAACCCUCAUUGGCAGUUUCGUCAGCUCGGAAAGGCGGGACGCAGUCGCUGGCUGAACAUUCGGCCUACGGUGCGAGGUGUGGCGAUGAACGCGGCAGAUCAUCCUCAUGGUGGUGGAAGGGGUAAGAGCAAGGGCAAUGUGCAUCCAGUGUCUAUUUGGGGAACUCCGGCGAAAGGAGGAUACAAGACAAGGAAGAAGCGAAACCCGAAUUCCUGGGUGGUGCAGAAUCGGCCGCGAAACCAUGGCAAGCGGCGCGCGAAAUAGGCCAUAUACCAUGGUUGGCAGAUGCGUGGGACUCUUCCGAACGUCACUCUGUAUAUAUAGACCGCAUAGCGAGCUGUGGACAAUCGACAGUUAGAGACAUGCCGAGCCAAAUCCGACAUCGCAC